AUGAAAUCGAUAUCAUAAUAGACACGAUCUUUGAUUCAUAAAUAACAAGACUUGGGAUUAAUAGAUUCUAGAAUUUCUUAAUUAAAAUAGUAAUUAUAAUUGUAAGAAUCAAACAAUCAUAUUAUUGAAUUCAAGGUUAAUAAAAUUUUGGAAACUAAAAAGAACGCAUCUAAAGAUUAAUCUGAUGUAUUAUCUGUACUUUAUUUAUCUAGUAUAGUAGAAGAUUAGAAAACCUUAAUUAAGAAUAGCAAAACAGAAACAGUAAAAUUAAGUUAUUGAAACAUUUAAAAGAGGAAGAUUCAAUAAGAAGAAAAAGAGAUUUAGAUGAAGAGAAACGACUUGAAUAAGAAGUAAUGAAAGAACGAUCAAUGCUAUAUUAAUUGCAAUACAAACAUAGUUAAAAUGAAGAACUUUAACAAAAAUAAUAGUAAUUCUAAAAGGUAAAUUUUACCAGAUAUAAUUUAACAGAUUUAAGAAUAGAAAUUCAGAAUGAAAUAAAAAUUAGAUUUGAGAAGAAUAGAAAAAAUUGAAAACGUUAGAAAUUCAUAAAUAAAGAAGAAAGUAGAACUUUCAGUUAAAUUUGAUUUGUAAUAAUAGGAAUAUUAAUAAAAAAUUGAAGAAGAAUAAUAGUUAUUAAAGUAAUUAUUAGAUAAAAUAUAAUAGAAAAUUAUCAUUCUCAUAAUUGAGAUUUUAAGCUCUUAAAGAUGAUCUUGAUUUGGCUUAGAAGAUAUCUAUCAGAGAUUAUACAAACUCUGCAACAAAUUAAGGUUUUGCAAAACAACCAUUUGAUUAGGCUAAAGUCUAAAAAACUAUUUUAACUAGUCCUUAUGCUUAAAUACCAUCUAUAUUAAAUUAAAAGUAUGCUUCUCUAUAUAAUAUAGGGAUGUAGAUUAAUUGAAUUUGCUAUCUAAAUUAUUGAAACCUUCUUUCAAAGAUCAAUAAUAAACGACUGAAAGAUUAAUCAAGAAAAAAAAUUAAACCCAUUUUAAUACUCAACUUUCUGAUAGAACACAUACAAAAGAAAAUUCAUCUAAAUUUGAUACAGAAACUAGUUAAACUCAAAAAACUAAAUUCUAAUUUAUUAAGAAAUAAAAUAAUUAAUAGAAUGCUUCUCGUAAAGCAUCCAGUAAUAUUAAUGAAAAUUAAGAUACAGAUAAAAUUUUAAAUUAGGAUAUCUAAUCAAAUAAUUAAAAUAAUCAAAAAGUUGAAGAAGAUAAUAAAGAAAAUUAAUAAAAAAAUAAUUAUGAAUAAGAAAAUUAUGAAGAAGAUAAUUCUAAUGAAGAUAAUUAUAAGGAUGAUAAUUAUGAAGAUGAUAAUUAAAAUUAAUAGUAAAAUAAAGUUGAAUUACAUGAUUAAACUUAGGAAAAAAAUUAAUAAAAUCAAGAAGAAUUUUAAGAUGAAGAAUAAUAUCCAGCUGAUGAUGAUUAUGAAGAAUAAUGA
Messenger RNA from Paramecium sonneborni, 1440 nucleotides. The record is from the annotation of a GenBank genome assembly. NCBI's taxonomy places the organism in Eukaryota, Ciliophora, Oligohymenophorea, Peniculida, Parameciidae.